Acanthosepion pharaonis is the source of this 516-nucleotide messenger RNA. NCBI's taxonomy places the organism in Eukaryota, Metazoa, Mollusca, Cephalopoda, Sepiida, Sepiidae. The record is from the annotation of a GenBank genome assembly.
AUGAUUAGGGAUAGUUCCAAGCAGAAGAUUUCUGGGGUGUGGGGCUUAUUCAUAUUAUUUGCAUCCGUAAAGUUAUCUCUAUCUUUGUUCUUCUUAUCUAUCUAUCUAUCUAUCUAUCUAUCUAUCUAUCUAUCUCAGUCUCUCUUAUUUAUCAAUCUAUCUCAUUCUUUUUCAAUCUAUCUAUCUAUCUAUCUAUCUAUCUAUCUAUCUAUCUAUCUAUCUAUCUAUCCCUCACAGUCUUUCUACUCUUUGUCUAUUUUAGUUUGUUUACUAUCUUUCUCUCUAUCUCUGUUCUCUCUCUCUCUAUAUAUAUAUAUAUAUCUAUCGCAGUCUGCUUACUCUCUACUUAUCUAUCUAAGUUUGUUCAUAUCUAUCUAUCUAUCUAUCACCUUCUCUUCUUAUCGCCCAGUUUUUCGUUGUCUUUCUACACAAAAUUACAUGUACCCCUAUAUUAAUAUAAUCAUCAUCAUACGAGGUAAACCUGUUCAUUUUAAACAAGGAACGUUUAUUUUUUAA